Messenger RNA from Mycotypha africana, 2220 nucleotides. Its product is annotated as EAP30/Vps36 family-domain-containing protein. Gene Ontology annotation, biological process: protein transport to vacuole involved in ubiquitin-dependent protein catabolic process via the multivesicular body sorting pathway. The transcript is spliced from 6 exons. NCBI's taxonomy places the organism in Eukaryota, Fungi, Mucoromycota, Mucoromycetes, Mucorales, Mycotyphaceae. Gene Ontology annotation, cellular component: late endosome membrane; ESCRT II complex. The record is from RefSeq and is a predicted model, not a curated record. The coding region runs from base 436 to 1998 and encodes 520 amino acids. Gene Ontology annotation, molecular function: ubiquitin binding; phosphatidylinositol-3-phosphate binding.
GCUACAAUCCUUAUAUUUAUCCUCGUAAAUGGCUAUUGACAACCGUUCAAUAUUACUCGUAAAACUUUUACUAUUCUGUAAAAAUAAUUUAUGGUUCUUUAAGCAUUGUGCAAAAUGAAAUGGAGUUAACUAAAACAGUGGUUCAAAAGUUUUAACAGCGCAAACACUUUUUGUAUACUACAGAAUGGCCAUACUUGUGCCAGGAUAUUAAGAUUGGCACUAACUUUUGCUAUGGCUUCCUUCUUCUGUAGAGCUUGCAGCGGAUAAGUGCUUUCUCAGGUCGUUUUUUAAACAGCGUGAGUUUUUUGACACAAAAAUUUAGUGAGCUUCCAACUACUGAGUUAACAAUAAAACACAGGUACACCUUUUUGCGAGAAAAAGACAAAAAACCACCACCAAAACACUUGUCAUUCCAUUAUAUAUACAAAUUGAUGAAUGGAGUAUUUCAAUAAGACAGCAUUGUCAGCUUCCAAACAACCAGAAUUACUUCAAGAUGAAACAAUUUUGUUGCGACAAGGACGAAUUGGUCUUUACGAAGGAAAACAUAAACUUGAGCACUUUCAGGAUGGCAUUUGUUACUUGACAACACACCGCAUAAUUUACGUGGACAAAUUGGAUCCUAUGAACUAUUCAGCAGAGCUUAGCCUUUCUUACGUGACGCACAUUGAGAGCUAUAGCGGGUUUUUAAGAUCAUCUCCCAAAAUCAAUUUAAAAAUCGAUGUUGCAGCAAUAAAGGCAGAAAAGCAAAAGACACGAAGCAAUAGUAGGAGUAUGAACAAGCAGGCCAAUAAUGGCUCUAGUAAUAAUACCGGUAUAUGGGCUUGUUCAAUAUGUCUCUUUGCGAAUAAAGCCGAUAAUAACGUGUGCGAAAUGUGCGGUGUGCAUAAACAAGAAACUCAAACAACGACAUCUUGUUCCAUUGUUGCACCUGAUCCAUCAAUAGACACAAAUAACAAUAAUGAGAAUACUUGCCCAGUUUGUACAUUUAUAAACCAUCCGAGUAUGAUACAAUGCGAAAUUUGCGGCGCAACACUAUCAAGAAAAGCCAUGACACCAUCUACUUCCUCCGACUCCUCUAAUUCGAUACCUAACAGUAGUCGUAAUAAUCCACUGCCUACCAGUUCACCAAAUGCUUCUAAUACUGGAGAAAUUCGUUUGUCCUUCAGACAUGGUGGGCAAUCUAAUUUUUUCAACAAACUGAAAGUAGUGUUGAGUAAAAAACAAUGGCAAAAGAAACAGGCACCCUUACCAGUAGAGAUGACAGCACCUGCCACUCGAGGUGUCGGCAUUAGUGCUAUUGAGGAGCGUAUUCAAAAAACAACAUUGGAGGCAAACGAAACCUUGUCCGAUGCCUUUCAAGAUUUAGAUAAACUAAUGAUGAAAGCAACAGAGAUGGUUAAACUAGCAGAGUCAAUAUCGAAUAAGCUUUAUAAAGAUGCUGCAAACCAAGGAGAUGAACUCGGGACACUACGAUCACAUUUGCUUAACCUUGGUAUUGCUUCACCUGUAACAAAAGGGUCUGCUGGCUCCGUAUACCAUCAAGAAUUAGCCAGAGAGCUAGCAGAUUUUUUGGGAAAGCUUUAUAAAAAGAAUGAUGAUAUGAAAUCGUUGACAGAUAUUUAUUGUUUAUUUAACCGCGCUAGAGGUGUCGCCCUCAUCUCUCCUGAAGAUCUAUACAAAGCAAGCCAACAGUUUGAGUCUUUAAGGUUGCCUUUCAGAUUGAGAAGAUUCCCUAGUGGUUUAUUAGUAAUUCAAUCCAUGGAUAUGACGGAUGACAGAGUAGCAUCCCGUAUAUUGAAAUUUGUAAAAGACGAACAUAACGGCUUGACUGCUUUGAGACUAGCAGAAAUUCAGGGUUUGGCUCUACCUGUCGCUGUGGAACAAUUGGCAAUAACGGAGCACCUAGGUUUCAUAUGUCGAGAUGAAGGCCCAGCAGGCAUAACCUUUUACGAAAAUUUAUUCAUAUUGCAGACAAAUCCAGCAAAUCUCAUGGUUUAGUACCUAAUAUAAAAUAAGCUCUUCUUUUACUCUACUCCCUUACCGUUCGCGCAAUUUAUCCCCCUCCCCCCUCUCCCCCCCCCAAGAAGAAAAGGAAAAGAAAACCAAAUAGCAUUUUUACUCGAUAAACAAGCUUUGAGCUGAUGCUUUGAAAAAAGUGACGAUGGCUUUAAAACUUAGCAGGGUAUUUCUUUCCAACUAAUUAUGCUAUAAUUUAAUCAG